Fraxinus pennsylvanica is the source of this 897-nucleotide messenger RNA. The record is from the annotation of a GenBank genome assembly. Lineage: Eukaryota; Viridiplantae; Streptophyta; Magnoliopsida; Lamiales; Oleaceae.
AUGAUCCUAGAUUAUUUGGAUUUAUUGCACGAGAUUGUAGGUGAAGUAACUGAGGUUGGUAGCAAGGUGGAGAAAGUUAAGGUUGGGGACAAAGUGGGAGUAGGAUGUUUGGUUGGAUCAUGUCGCCAGUGUGAUCAAUGCACCAAUGAUCUUGAAAACUACUGUCCGAAAGUGAUAUGGACCUAUGGCUCGGUUUACACUGAUGGUACCCUUGCACAUGGAGGUUAUUCUAAUUUAAUGGUUGUUGAUGAGCACUUUGUUGUUAAUUGGCCCGAGAACUUGCCCCUUGACAUUGGUUCUCCUCUCUUAUGUGCUGGGAUUACGACUUACAGCCCCUUGAGGUACUUUGGACUUGACAAGCCCGGAAUGAAUAUUGGUGUAGUUGGGCUUGGCGGGCUUGGACAUGUAGCUGUGAAGUUUGCCAAGGCUUUUGGUACUAAGGUUACAGUUAUCAGUACAUCUAUUAAUAAGAAGAAGGAAGCUAUUGAAAAGCUUGGUGCUGACUCGUUUUUGGUUAGCUGUGAUCCAGAGGAGAUGCAGGCAUCUGCUGGGACGUUGGAUGGGAUCAUCAAUACUGUAUCUGCUACUCACCCUCUUGUACCCUUGAUUAGUUUGUUGAAGCCUCAUGGAAAGAUGGUACUGGUUGGUGCUCCGGCACAGCCAUUCGAGUUGCCAGUGUUUCCCUUGAUGGCAGGUAGAAAGAUAAUAGCUGGCAGUGGAGUUGGAGGAAUGAAAGAGACCCAAGAGAUGAUUGAUUUUGCAGCAAAGCACAACAUAUUACCAGAUGUUGAGAUCAUCCCCAUUGAUUAUAUCAACACUGCAAUUGAUCGCCUUACGAAAUCUGAUAUUAAAUACCGAUUUGUUAUUGACAUUGCAAAUUCAUUGAAGCCCGAGUAA